AUGGCAACAAUUACACGCGGAGCUUCACGCUCUCUAGUUGCUGAUGCAAUGUCAUCAGUGUCAAGAUUAUCCGCUAUAUCAAGGAAUACAACUCUGUCCCGUCAAUCAAGACAUUUUUCCAAUGCUCUCCGAAAUGCGGCGACCCCAACUUCAAGCUACACACAAAGGGCAUCGGUUACAACGAAGCCUCCAACAAGCUCUGCAGUCCCUGUAGCCAAAGAAAAAGAGCAAGAAGCUGCGAUAGAUGAUCAAUCACCCAUCAAGGACAUGACUGAGGGGCUUGCAGACGAACCAUUGAUUUUGGACGAGGGAGUUAGACAGGUUGAUUGGACAAGAUCAUAUCACGGAUUAUCGUCCCAGCCAUUCUCCAAAGAAGCUGCAGACAUUCUACUCGCACCAAUACCUCCCGAUGAUGUGGAAGUCAAGCCAGAUGGUAUUAUAUACUUGCCGGAAAUUAAAUAUCGGAGAAUAUUGAACAGGGCUUUUGGACCUGGUGGAUUGGUAUCCGUGGCUCGUGGUGAACAAGACUAUUUCGCCCCCGAAGGUAUUCCGACCGCGACAGAAGGAUGCAAAUCGAACGCUCUGAUGCGCUGCUGCAAGGACCUGGGCGUGGCCAGUGAGCUUUGGGAUCCUAGAUAUAUCAGGAAGUUUAUGAAGCAGUAUGCGAAGCAAGUUUGGGGUGAACAUGUUGUCACCAAGAAGAAGAAACAAUUAUGGGUGAGGAAGGAUGACGAGAUUAGAUACCCGUACAAGGAGUCAAAAUUCGGCGCAUAG
Molecule: messenger RNA, 774 nt
Organism: Sclerotinia sclerotiorum 1980 UF-70
Lineage: Eukaryota; Fungi; Ascomycota; Leotiomycetes; Helotiales; Sclerotiniaceae
Exons: 2
Coding region: 1-774 (257 amino acids)
Biological process (GO): interstrand cross-link repair; recombinational repair
Cellular component (GO): mitochondrial chromosome; mitochondrial nucleoid
Molecular function (GO): single-stranded DNA binding
Source: RefSeq, a predicted model, not a curated record